Messenger RNA from Glycine soja, 1964 nucleotides. RefSeq lists its product as uncharacterized. NCBI's taxonomy places the organism in Eukaryota, Viridiplantae, Streptophyta, Magnoliopsida, Fabales, Fabaceae. The transcript has 12 exons. Bases 306 to 1550 code for a protein of 414 amino acids. The record is from RefSeq and is a predicted model, not a curated record.
GCUGGUUUCAUUGGAUUCUAACCAUAUCCAUUCUUCCAAAUCCCAUCCAAGUUUCCAUCACUUAACCGACAGAGUCAAUGAACUCAAUGCUAAGCUGGCUUUGCUUCAGCACUCAACCUAGAUCAGAAUCUAAAAUUGAGGAUAGUAACUAGUGUCUAGUUGAUCUCUCUAACUCGGUUGGAUAAAUUAAUCAAGUUAUUGUAUUUAUUGAAUUCUUCUUCCUGCAAUGCCAGGAUCCAUCAUGGUUUCAGUACUGGAAUUCAUCGAUCUUCCAUUAUCUUCAUCAACAUCCAUAAGGGUGGUGAAUGCAUGCAGCUUCCUUGGGGAAAAUAGAGUACCAAGUGAAUGACAAGGGAAACUUAUCCUUCCCCUUAACUAGCCUCCGUGAUGAUUUGAUCUUCAAAAUUCAGGAUGCUGAGGGGAAUGAAAUAUCACGUACAGGUGUUCAAAUAAAGUUGAUAUUGGAGAAAGGUGUUUUGGAAGACAACUUUCCCCUUGGGGGUGGCCAUCUGCGUUUGAAGUUGCAAUUCAUCCUUAGCGAUGAAGAGCGCGACAGAAUUCGUUCAUUGAGACAAUCUGCAUUAAAGAAAAAACAUGAGCUUCUUAGUAGCGGUAGAAGAGCUGAAGAAAGUGAUAGUAGAACCAUGAUUGGCGAUGCUGCAUUACCCUUCCGCAGAAAUGAUGAGGUCUCAGAAUCACCAAAGAAACAACCUCAACAAGAAGCCCAAUUGCAAGAUCCUGCUGGUUCUGGCGAUGGCAAAGAAUCUGAUACUAGAAAUGUAGUUGGGGCUCAGCUUGACCAGAAAAAACAGCUAAUUAAACCCAAUCAAUAUAGGGAGUCCUCAUCCACAAUACCUGUGUCACAAGCAGUUACUCUCACUCGAUCACCACAGAAGGGUAAGGAGCCUUUCUAUCAGUCACCAAAUCUCAAUCGAUCGUCAUCUGAGAAACAUCCUCAGAGGGAUAUUGGUUCAGAAGAAAUUGCAAUUUUGUUUGGCUCAGAAAAAAAGGAAGCCCUGACAAGUAAUCUGAUACAACCUAAUCUAGAGCAAGGUGGUAUACAGUAUUCUGAGAAGAGGACCUCACUGGGGAGAAUUCCCAGUAAUGUGAAGAAAAUGAUAAGUGCCUUUGAAGGUGGAUUGGCUCAGCAGGAUAAGAGACCUCAGAUUAAACCACCUCCAACAAAACAACAAGAAAGUUCAAUUGAAAGAAGAGAUUCUUCCAAGACUCAGCUUUUGGAGCAAGAUAAGUCAAAGAACACAGAACCAGCAGACUUGCAUGAAAGGGUGAAAAGAGCCUCCCUGAAUGAAGCAAAUGCUGGAACUGGAACUGAGGAGGGCGAGUAUGAAAAGAUACGGGAAACUAAAGAAUCAAAGCCCAAGACUUCUGAUAAUAAUGGAGAUGAAAAUUCUGGAGGACCAUUUAAUCAGGUAGUAAAAGUUGCAAUCAUUAUAGGAUUUGGAUUACUUGUUCUCCUAACCAGACAAAGAAAAAGAAGUAAUGGCGAGGGGCAAAAGGAUGUAUUUAACUUUCUGAAUUUACCAGAAUGAAGAAGACUGCCUGAGAAUUAGUUCAACAAAUCUUAAUUCUCAAAUUCUUCAUUCGUUGAAGCAUGCACAAGCAUCUGCAGGCUACAAUCAAGUCAACAACUUUUCAAGUUUCAGAUAAUUGGCCAAAGUUUAAUGCAACCAUGAGCCAAAUCUCUGGCGUUGCUCACACAGUUGCAUCCUUAGCAACUAAAUAUGUUACAAAUGUAGCAUAAACAUUAAUAUUCAAUUACAUUGAGAGGCUUAAGGAAAGUCAGGUUCAUUUUCCACUUGGAUGGAGUAAAACUUUGUAACAUUGUUCUUUUAUUGCUUCGAUGUGCAAUAAAUUGGAGAAAGUCUGUAAAGUUUUAUUAAGGAUUAUAGCAACUAAUUAACCUGUGUUUUCUUGAUAAGAUAACAACCAGCACAAUUUGUCAA